Molecule: messenger RNA, 2663 nt
Organism: Frankliniella occidentalis (western flower thrips)
Lineage: Eukaryota; Metazoa; Arthropoda; Insecta; Thysanoptera; Thripidae
Product: homeobox protein B-H2-like
Exons: 3
Coding region: 153-1433 (426 amino acids)
Biological process (GO): regulation of transcription by RNA polymerase II; cell differentiation
Cellular component (GO): nucleus
Molecular function (GO): DNA-binding transcription factor activity, RNA polymerase II-specific; RNA polymerase II cis-regulatory region sequence-specific DNA binding
Source: RefSeq, a predicted model, not a curated record
CCAGUGGAACCGCUGCCGGUCGGAAGGGGAGUUGCAGCAGUGCCGUGUGUCGAGUGCGUCCGUCCGUCCGACCGCCCGAGCGCGCGUGUGCGAGUGAUGUGUGCAGUGAGUUGGUGACAGUGCAGCAGGAUUACAGUGCAUCCAGUGUGUGAAUGGUGACCGAGGUGGCUUCUAAACUGCAUCCGGGCGCUCUGGAGGCUUUAGGGGCUGUUGCCGGAGCCGGGCGGGGAGCCAUGACCAUCCACGACCUUGCCGUGACCACCACCAAGCUGCUGUCCCCCAGCGUGAUGGGGGGACCACUGGGCCCUGCGGCCGACUCGACCGAGGCGCUGCACCACCACAUCAUGCACCAGUCCCUCCACCACCAGGCCAUGCUGCCCCGGUCCAGGUUCAUGAUCACGGACAUCCUGGCCAAUAACAACAACAACAGCGACAACAAUAACGGCCUCCUCAGCCGGUCGGCGAGGUCGCCGUGCUCGUCGCCGGCCUCCGUGUCGUCCGACGGGCCCCGGGACCUGUCCCUGCACGCCAGGGAUCCCCGGGACGACGUCCACGGUGACAUGGACGCGGACCUCAGCGACGACCACGAAGAGUCGGGCACCGACAGCGGCCUGCCCGGCGAGACGUCCUCCGUGUGCUCCAACGGCCACAAAGAUGACGACGGCAAGGGCGGCUCCCACAGCGCCAACUCGUCCUCGUCGGGUGCCUGCGGCUCGUCCAAGAAGCAGCGAAAGGCGAGGACCGCCUUCACUGACCACCAGCUGCAAACGCUCGAGAAAAGCUUCGAGCGGCAGAAGUACCUGAGCGUGCAGGACCGCAUGGAGCUGGCGGCCAAGCUGUCGCUGACCGACACCCAGGUCAAGACCUGGUACCAGAACCGCAGGACCAAAUGGAAGCGGCAGACCGCCGUGGGCCUGGAGCUGCUGGCCGAGGCCGGCAACUACGUGGCGCUGCAGAACCUGUACCCGGGCUACCCCAACUGGCCCAACCUGCCCAACUACCCUGGGCCGUCGCCCGCGGGGCUGCCACUGCCCAGGUCGGCGCCGUCGGCCGCGGAGAUCUUCUACCGGCAGCAGGCAGCCGUGUCGGCGGCCGUGAGCACGCUGCAGAAGCCCCUGGCCUACCGGCUGUACCCGCCCGGCAUGGGGCUGCUCCCGGGGCCGUCGGCCGCCCUCCCCAACCUGCCCGCCGGCCUGCCGCCGCCGCAGGGCCACGCCCUCGCCGCCUCCACCUCGCUCGCGUCGCUCUCGAGCUACUACAACUCGAGCCAGCCGCCGCCCGCCCACUUUGGCGGCCCGCCCCCAACGCGGACGCCCUCCCCCGAACAGCACCCCCACUCGUCGCCCCACUCGUCGCCGCGGACGCCCGAGUCGCGGCACGGCUCGGUCGACGUGGAGGAGGACUCGAACGACUCGAGAGUGGGUGACCUAUAACGGCGUCAGCCGCCACGCCGCGCCACGCCCUCGGCGCCCCGCGCCACGUCAUUGGUUACCGUUCUAACCCCCCGCCGUGCCGUGCUAAAAGGGACACGGCGCCUUCUAAUUUAAAGCUUUAUUGUGAUUGAAGACUGUUGUUGAUGUUGUUGUUGUCGGGCGCCCCGCCGCCCUAUGGCCCUACCCGGCCCGCCCCCCUUGGGGGGGAGUUAGCUUUGUGAUAUGUUCAUGUAUUCAGCAAAACAGGCAUUAUUAACAGCGACGUCCAGUGUAAUGUAGAGUCGUCUAAAUGCACACUUCUGUUAAAGUUAUUUUAAGCAUGUUGUUUUCGUGUUCCGGUGGGAAACGUCACACCGUGAUAUCUUAGAAUGUGUUGUUUCUACUCCCAAAAAAAUGUAAGACGUGCUGAUAGCUGUAAUCUUAAUUUUGUCGGACGUGGCUCGCUAUUUGUCCUGUUAAUCUAUAUUUUUCUCCCAUAUGUUUCUUUUAAACUGCGUAAUUUAGGACUAUCACUCUAGACAGAAAUUGAUGUUUAAUUUUUUCAGGUAAAUCAUAGCAAAUUUUAUACUAUUUUAAAUUUUUUGCUCCUUACGCUGCAAUUUGCUUAAAGAUGUUAUUCGGUUCGUGAGACAAACAUUGUUACCGGUUCGUUAAAUUAUGUACAUUGAUUCGCUUGGACUAAAUUUGUCUGAAAACCCAAAGCUUUAUCGUUAGUUCAAUGCGGCCUACCAACUUUGUUCCUUGUCGUUGUUGUUAAUGCUGAUGCUGCAAUGCAUUAUUUUAUUUGUACAUUCCUAGUUCUAUUAAAAGUUAAGCUAGAUCCUCAGUUCACAUAUUUCUUUUAUUGUAAAAUCAGAUCAGAUACAAAUACAGUAUUAUUUUAAUUUAUAAACAUAUUUUAGAGACGCUGAGCCUAGUUACGUUACUCAGGAACAAAAGUCUCUGGCCAUGUUAAUUUUUGUUUGUUAUGAAUAUAAUUUUUUUGUAAAUAUGUGAUCAGAUGUUCUUUAUAUAGUAUGUUUACGUGUAAUAUGAUUGUAAAAUAUAGCUAAAUAAUUCAGAGGUGCUAUGCGUCGUGCUGUCCGAGACAGCUCGAUAUCCCUAUGUAUUCGCUAGGGUUUCGCGCUGUCUGACAUCAGUACGCCUAGAGCUGACGUCAUUUCCUUUGCUUUGUAUAACUAUAUAUUUGAGUUGACAGUAUGGGAAUAAACCUGAAUGAAGUGCAAUCUA